AUGUCUCUCAAGACCGUCGCUGCUGCCGCCAUCCUCGCCGCCGCCCACUUGGUGGCUGGCCAUGGUGCCAUUAUCGAUGCCACCACCGCGGACGGCGGCAAGGCUAUGGGUCUGGGUGUCGAUCCCAACACUCCUCGUGACGGCACUCGUGCCCAGCCCUUCCAGGUUGAUUCCACCCGCUUCAAGGGUCCCAGCUCCGAUACCGUGGGCCAGACCACCGGUGGUGGAGAGAACGACAUUGAGUCCGGCACACAGGCGAUCAUGGCCAUGACUGGCCAGCCGCUUCCUCAGAUCAAAGCCGGCGGCACCCUCGAAUUGACCGUCCAUCAGGUCAACGCUGACGGCGGUGGUCCUUACACAUGCGACAUCAACGACGACGGCACCGCCACCUCGUGGACCGAGGUCGCCGUCCCCCUUACCGUCCCUGGCCAGAACUCCCGCAACCGCGACGGUGCCAUCACCGACCACCCCAUGAGGGUCACUAUCCCCGCCGGUCAGGCAUGCACGGGUACGGUCGCUGGCCAGCAGAACGUCUGCCUGGUCCGCUGCAUGAACGCCGCCCGCGCCGGCCCCUUUGGCGGCGUUGUCCCUGUCCAGAUGAUGCAGGCCGGCGCCACUCCCGCCGCGGCCCGCCGCAACCUGGGCCGCGCCAUCGCCGAGAGGGAGAGGCAGUUCAAGCGCAUGAUGAAGCGGGCCGUCGACGCCGAGGCCGCCGAGCUCGAGGAGGAUGAGGAGUAG
Messenger RNA from Colletotrichum higginsianum IMI 349063, 738 nucleotides. RefSeq names its product Cas1 appressorium specific protein. The transcript has 2 exons. NCBI's taxonomy places the organism in Eukaryota, Fungi, Ascomycota, Sordariomycetes, Glomerellales, Glomerellaceae. The coding region runs from base 1 to 738 and encodes 245 amino acids. The record is from RefSeq and is a predicted model, not a curated record.